AUGGUAACAAAAAGUAUUAUUGCUAACUUAAACAAAGAUGAGCAUAACACUCUCGAAGGCAUAAACCAUGUUCUAAGUCAACAAGAACAUGGUAACACUGCUCAACACAAAAGAGAUCUCGAAGCUUACAAAGCUUGGAAAAGGGUAGAUUCCAUUGCACGUGGAAUCAUUGUGAGUUCUAUGGUUGAUGAACUGAUUCGUGAAUGUGAGGAAUUUCCUAAUGCUUAUGCCAUGUGGGCACACUUACGAGGAACAUAUGGGGGUACUUCUGUGACCCGCCUUAGACAGUUGACUAUCAAGUUUGACACUUUCAAAAAGCGUCAUGAUAAAAGCAUCAAACAGCACCUUAGGGUGAUGUCAAACAUGAUAGUACAACUCAAGAGUGUUGGUCACGUUCUCUCGGAUGAGCAAAAGGUUCAGGGUAACUUGACCCACAAUGAAAGUAUAAAAACUUUUCCUGAUGUUGCUCGACAUGUUGAACUUGAAGACGAGCGGCUUGGUGCUGCUAAAGCUGCUUCCAAUACCUUUGUGGCUGAAUCUAGUGGUAAAAAGUCUUCAGGCUUCAAGCGUAAGAAAAAUUGGAAAAAGAAAGGAAAGGACUCAGGAUCCACCGACCACGUGAGUCGAGAUCGAGAAGAGUUUGUAGAGUUUCGUCGAGUUUCACCUGGAUCAAGUCGCAAUGGUGUAAGAAUAUCUCUAGAUAAUGUUUUAUAUGGUUUUGGACUUCGUUAUGAUCGUUUUAUCAUUUUAGAUUGUAAUCUUUCAACUUAUGACUAUUAUGUUGAUCGCUGUGUAAUGGCAUACUAUUCUAGUAACAAUGAUAUAGAUGUUAUUACAUGGCAUGCAAGAUUAGGUCACAUAGGGCAAGAUCGAAUGAAUAGGUUGGCAAAUGAAGUGCAUUUAGGUUCUUUCUCCAAAAUUGAUAUGCCAACUUGUGAAAAUUGUCUUGCUGGAAAGAUUACGCGUAAACCAUUUGGGAAGGCUAAAAGAGUUGUAUUCCCAUUUCAAUUAAUCCAUUCUGAUAUUUGCGGUCCAAUGAAUGUGAGGUCAAGGUUUGGUGCUGCAUACUUCAUUAUAUUUAUUGAUGAUUUCACUCGCUUUGGUUAUGUCUAUUUGAUUUCUCAUAAAUCUGAAGCACUUGAGUGCUUUAAAAGAUAUAUGAAUGAAGUUGAAAAUCAAUUAGAUAAAAGUAUAAAGGUUUUAAGAACCGACCGAAGACGAGAAUAUUUGUCAAAACAAUUUGAAGAAUUAUGUACUGUAAAGGGCAUUAUCAGACAGUUAACUACUCCUUAUACACCUCAACAAAAAUAG
Nicotiana attenuata is the source of this 1311-nucleotide messenger RNA. RefSeq lists its product as uncharacterized. Bases 1 to 1311 code for a protein of 436 amino acids. NCBI's taxonomy places the organism in Eukaryota, Viridiplantae, Streptophyta, Magnoliopsida, Solanales, Solanaceae. Gene Ontology annotation, molecular function: nucleic acid binding. Gene Ontology annotation, biological process: DNA integration. The transcript is spliced from 5 exons. The record is from RefSeq and is a predicted model, not a curated record.